Messenger RNA from Arctia plantaginis, 321 nucleotides. Lineage: Eukaryota; Metazoa; Arthropoda; Insecta; Lepidoptera; Erebidae. The record is from the annotation of a GenBank genome assembly.
AUGAGAUCCUUGGUGGUGUUGUUCGCUCUUGUCGCCGUGGCCGUAGCCGCCCCUCACGGCGGUCAGUUGGUGGCUUACCAACAACAAGUUCCUGUGAGUUACGUAGUGCCAUCGGCAGUGUCCCAUCAAUCCCGAGUCGACUACAACGGGCAUUUUGUACCAACUGAGCAAUUGGUUGCUGCUUCCCCCUAUGGUGCAGGACUAGCGCCCGCUUUCUAUGCGGCUAAUCCCGUUUUCGGUGGUCCGCUAGCUCACAACUACUAUGGCGGCCAAGUGUUCGCUCCAUUCGCAGCCCCAGGAGCGGUAUUUGCUGCCUACUAG